AUGUCCUUGACCAAAGCUCAGGUUCGCAACGCGUUCGCUUCAUUCGGCUUCACUCGGGACUUCAAACAUCUUCAACCUAUCCCAAGAUGGUGGAAGAGACGCGACCCUUACACCGAAAAACCAAUCCAUUUCACCAAGCCAAAAGACAGGAUCAAAUAUUGGAAUAUUGUUCCCGGAGAUCAAGUUAGACUGCUUGGCGAUCCUGCGGGCACAAUAUAUCAAGUUAAUAUGGUCAACAAACUGAGCAACCGUGUUAUGUUGAAGACAGAAACGGACUCGAACACAUCUGGAGAGACAGAUAGCUUGAAAACAGGCAAAAAUGUGCCCUAUUCUAGGUGCCAACUUUUCGUUGGCAGAUUUGAAUUUCCUCCUACCGGUGAUUCAACCGAACCCCAAACGCUGCCAGUGUUUGCAAAACGUUUAGCAACCUCAGAGCCGUUCUGGGAUGUUACAAGACACCGUUUUGAGUGGAGUCGCUUUGCGGUGAACACGGUUCCAAGGCUUCCACACUUGACUAUCGGAGAGAAGGAACGCGUCUACGUUCCCUGGCCACAGACAGACAGGCCCCCCAAAGUAGAUCCUACUGCAUACGACACACAUGCGGAUGCUGUGGCCGAGGUCACGUACACACCUCCUGAUCUCCCUACUUACGUCCACUCCAGUCAACCAGUUCCGGUGCCGCCUCCCGAGGACAAGUAUAUCACCGCGAUACGCCGGCCGGAUGAGGCAUCUUACGACCCUUCACAGCCUGUAGAGAUUUAUUUGUCCAAGGAACUCGCAAAUCCCCACUCGCGCGCCAAAAAGCAGGCUCGCUGGCAGGCGCACCAAAUGUAUAAGCGUGAUUUGCUCAAGAAGUUUAUCGAGGCAGAGAUGAAGAAUCUUCAUGGCCGCACACGGAGAGAGGCACGGGCAGAGGCAACUUGGAAAUGUCGACACCAGCUCGAGGAGGACCGAAAGACCGAGUUGAAGCGCAGGUGGAAGAACCGUGGUGCAGAGGCCAGGCUGUUGCGCAAGAAAGCAAGGAAGGUGCGCAAGGCGACCAAGCAAAAGGAGAGGCUGCGCACACUUGUGCUCAAGGACGAGCCGAACCAGUUCAUCCCUCAGCCUCAGGCUGCAUAA
Molecule: messenger RNA, 1119 nt
Organism: Fibroporia radiculosa
Lineage: Eukaryota; Fungi; Basidiomycota; Agaricomycetes; Polyporales; Fibroporiaceae
Exons: 4
Coding region: 1-1119 (372 amino acids)
Source: RefSeq, a predicted model, not a curated record